Saccostrea cuccullata (small rock oyster) is the source of this 962-nucleotide messenger RNA. RefSeq lists its product as uncharacterized. Gene Ontology annotation, molecular function: protein binding. The transcript has 2 exons. The record is from RefSeq and is a predicted model, not a curated record. Lineage: Eukaryota; Metazoa; Mollusca; Bivalvia; Ostreida; Ostreidae. The coding region runs from base 23 to 961 and encodes 312 amino acids.
UUAACACAGGACUAGACUUGAAAUGCAGACGGUAAUGUUUCUUUUUAUAUUGGUCCAAUUCCUCUAUCUCCCUGUUAAUGGCCAUGGUUGGGAAACAUUUAGUACCAGUACAGACUUGAAGGUGGUGAUGGAGAAAUUAGAGGAACUCCAGACGACCGUACACCUCCAAAGUGAUCGCAUUUCUCAGUUAGAGAAUCAGAACAGAAACUUGGAAAAACGUAUUGCUACCGAUCUCCGCAGUAGAGAGAGCAAGCAAGAUGAACGGAUUUCCAUUCUAGAGAAACAGUACCUGUGUUUAGAGGAACGUUUGGUGAAGCAACCCAAGGACAUUUUAGCUGAGAAAAAUCUUAAGGAGACCACUACGAAAAAGAUAUCCAUGUUACUAUAUAGACAGAAUGUCCAAGAAAAACUAUACAAAGGUCUAAAGAAUCGACUACAAAAUUUGAUAUACUUUCAGCAAGAAAAGUCCUCUUUCCCUAAAGCCUUCACACAACACAAAGACAGUUUAAUAAGAAAAGAGCGAUUUCUUGCUCCUGCGACAUCUUCUGUACCAAACGGCAAUAUUGUCGCUUUCUAUGCGUAUUUCUCAAAGGACGUCCCAUCACCAAGUGCGUACCACAUUCUUAUAUUUGAUAACGUAAUCACAAACGCUGGAAAUGCCUAUCAUUCCCACACAGGUACCUUCAUAGCCCCCCGAACUGGUCUGUACGUGUUUACAUGGACGAUCAGAAUGUAUGGAAAUUCAUACCACAGGACAGAACUGUUGGUCAAUAACAAUUUCGUUGGGUCAACAUAUUUUUAUCCAGCUAGUAAUAUCGAUGGCAGUGUUACUGGUACUGUCGUGGUGCAUGUCGACCAGGGAGAUGAUGUUUUUCUUAGAACUGGUGAAGCAUACAACAAUGGUAACAUUAUAAGUGACAUUAACGGAAAAUCAUCUUUUGCUGGAUGGGCUUUGGCAUAAA